GCGUAAUUACGUUUUCACUCGAAAGCAGCAGCAGCAACUCUACUCUCUCACUCUACUUGUAGACAGACACGGCCGAUUCCAAAAAGUCCCAUCACGCCAGCUGCCAUAAGUAUUCCUCUUCCCUCCUCCACUCUCUCUGUCCCUUCUCACAGCUUAUUCACAGAAGCACUUGUGAGAAAGGCACCAAAAUUCUAAAUGUCGGAUGUAAAAGCCGAGCACCUGAGCGACCAGCUUUCCGAGCAGACCUCAAUCUUCGGCCUCCGUCUUUGGAUUGUUGUUGGGGUCUGCGUCGGCGUCGCCUUCGUGCUCCUCCUCGUCCUCAUUUCUCUCUGGUUCGCCGCCAAGCGUUCCAAGAACAAAACUUUAGCAAAACCCACAAUCCCAAUCGUCUCCAAAGAGAUCCAGGAGAUCCGGGUCGACCAUGUCCGGACACAAACCCAAGCUUACUCGCGCGCGGAGCCCGACCCAGUUCCCAGAAUCGAGAGGCAACACUUGCUGAAGCCGACAGAGGAAGAGAACCCAAUUGGGUACCAGAAAGUGCACAUUGAGAUUGGGAAGGACCACCGGAUUACUUACCCAAUCGGGUCUUCUUCUUCGCAUGGAAGCGGGGAGGCGCGCGGGGUUGAGCAGGCGGGGAUGGUGGGACCCGAAGUUUCUCACUUGGGGUGGGGACACUGGUACACUCUUAGAGAGCUCGAGGUUGCGACAAAUGGGUUUGUGGAUGACAACGUUAUCGGGGAAGGAGGAUAUGGGAUUGUUUACCAUGGUAUUUUGGAGGAUAAAACUCACGUUGCUGUCAAGAACUUGCUUAACAACAGGGGGCAAGCUGAGAGGGAGUUCAAGGUUGAAGUGGAGGCAAUCGGACGAGUUCGACAUAAGAAUUUAGUAAGAUUGCUUGGCUUCUGUGCUGAAGGAGCUCAUAGGAUGCUUGUGUAUGAGUAUGUCAACAAUGGGAACCUAGAACAGUGGCUUCAUGGGGAUGUUGGGCCUUGCAGUCCGCUUACUUGGGAGAUCCGAAUGAAUAUCAUACUAAAAACCGCAAAAGGGUUAACAUACCUUCAUGAAGGACUGGAACCCAAGGUUAUUCACCGUGAUAUAAAAUCGAGCAACAUUUUACUUGACAAGCAUUGGAAUGCCAAGGUGUCAGACUUUGGCCUUGCCAAGCUCAUUGGUUCUGAGAUAAGCUACAUUACAACACGUGUCAUGGGAACAUUUGGCUAUGUAGCUCCCGAGUACGCGAGUACGGGCAUGUUGAAUGAGAGAAGUGAUGUGUAUAGUUUUGGGAUUCUUAUCAUGGAGAUACUAUCGGGGAGGAAUCCAGUUGAUUAUAGCCGGCCUCCAGAAGAGGUGAACUUAGUGGAUUGGCUUAAGAAGAUGGUUGCUGACAGGAAUGCAGAGGCAGUAUUGGAUCCCAAGUUACCCGAGAAGCCUGCUUCCAGGGCAUUGAAGCGGGUUCUUCUUGUAGCUUUACGGUGUGUGGACCCAAAUGCACUGAAGCGGCCAAAAUUGGGACAUAUUGUACAUAUGCUAGAAGCUGAAGAGUCCCCAUUUAAAGAUGAUCAUAGAUCCAGAAGGGACGCAGAGCGCUUGGAUGGUGAAGAUGUGAAGGAUGGGCUGAAAGAGAAGCAGGUAACUGAACCAGGUGAUAGUAGUGGGUACGAAAGUGGCAUUGCAUUAGUCCGAUAAGACAUGAUGGAGGGAUCGAGGAGAAAAGCAGUGCCAAUUUUACCAGACUUGUUUGAUGCGGGUGACGGUUCUUGCACUCAUUCAGUAGCUGGCCUUUGCAAAUGGUGCCAAAGUUAUCCAAUAGCUUGCCGGCUUUUACAUACACAGGGUAUUACGCUACGUUGUUUUCUGAUUCUAUGCUUGUGUUUUGCUCCAUAUAGUUUCACAAGAACAGCUGAUUCAAAUGUUUUGGCAAAUGCCAUUUUUCAGAAAAGCUUUGAGCAAUGAGUGUGUAAUGUAAUUUGUUAGUCACACUAUUCCUCAAAUCUGUCAUUGUUGAAUAAAAUAUUAUAUAUAUAUAUUUUAUUUAUAUAUCAA
Pyrus x bretschneideri (Chinese white pear) is the source of this 2043-nucleotide messenger RNA. Its product is annotated as probable serine/threonine-protein kinase At1g01540. Gene Ontology annotation, molecular function: ATP binding; protein kinase activity. The transcript is spliced from 7 exons. The record is from RefSeq and is a predicted model, not a curated record. Gene Ontology annotation, biological process: protein phosphorylation. The coding region runs from base 196 to 1686 and encodes 496 amino acids. NCBI's taxonomy places the organism in Eukaryota, Viridiplantae, Streptophyta, Magnoliopsida, Rosales, Rosaceae.